Pocillopora damicornis (cauliflower coral) is the source of this 616-nucleotide messenger RNA. Its product is annotated as alpha-ketoglutarate dehydrogenase component 4. Gene Ontology annotation, cellular component: oxoglutarate dehydrogenase complex. The record is from RefSeq and is a predicted model, not a curated record. Gene Ontology annotation, biological process: 2-oxoglutarate metabolic process. Gene Ontology annotation, molecular function: oxoglutarate dehydrogenase (succinyl-transferring) activity. NCBI's taxonomy places the organism in Eukaryota, Metazoa, Cnidaria, Anthozoa, Scleractinia, Pocilloporidae.
AGGUUUCGGACCCAAAAUGGCGUCCGCUACCGGUAGAAUUUUUCAAACUGUGAAAAAACAUAUACCAAGUAUAAGAUUUCCAAACAGAGCAAAACAAAAAAUGGAACCCGGUUCAUCACACAGACCACCGGAGAUUUCGUCAGUUUUAUCUGCGAUCACUAGUAAAGCAACACCAGCAGAAUCAGCGACUCGACCGACAAGUUCCAAUUCUAUGACCGCCGAUGAGUCGUUCGCUUAUCAAAGUUUACCGGCAAGAUACAGAAGAAGACUUCUAACCCAAGAGGAAAUUGAUUAUAUUGAGAGAGGUGGUCCAGAAUGAAACCUCCCAGGUGGCUGGAAGUAUUUUACACUGUCUAUUAAUUAUUUAACUUGUGUGGAGACUGUUGGAAUCAUUUUCAAGAGAAAGAAAUGUAGUGAAUGUGGAAGUAUCAUUCACUUCUUGGUCAUUUGAUUUCAGACCAGUCAUUUGUGACAUGAAAAAUGAUUCACUUUUAAAAUAGUGAAUAAGCAUUCAUCUAAAGAUGGUGUUUAGCAGAACUGAGUGACUCCCAGUAAAGAUGGCUUUUUACACAUGUAUUACAGAUUUAUGAGUAAUUAAACUUAACUUUCCAUAAAA